Messenger RNA from Drosophila teissieri, 2743 nucleotides. RefSeq names its product serine/arginine repetitive matrix protein 1. The transcript has a single exon. The coding region runs from base 328 to 2616 and encodes 762 amino acids. Lineage: Eukaryota; Metazoa; Arthropoda; Insecta; Diptera; Drosophilidae. The record is from RefSeq and is a predicted model, not a curated record.
UUUCCAAAUGCUUUUUGGCAUGACUGGGUAAUCGGUAAUCUUUCAGUAAGCGCACGCAUUUUCAUUUUUACAGCACACUUCAAAACCUCAGGGCAAAACCCCAUCCGAUUGACAGCAACAAAAAGCAAACCAAAAAAAAAUUGAAAACAAAAUUAAAAAACACACAAACCAUACACAAUAUAUAUUAUACAGUUUUAGUAAGCAACAGAACACCAGAGCAACUUUCGGCCCGAGUUUAAAUUAGUUGUUUUCGUUACUAUUACCGAAAGACCAUCUCUAUACACCGAUACCGAGUAUCUGCCACAUAACCUUAACCAUUGCCAAGGAAUGCAUCAGAGCAUCUGGAGUGCGCCGCAGGUGGGUGGUUCCGGUGGCGCCCUGAAGGCCCUGGCCAGGAAUGUGGCCAAUCAUCUGAAGCUGAACCGCUGCAACAUGAAGCGAGUGGUGGCCCAGGUGGUCGCCGAGCACCACACCCUCGGGGAGGUGGCCGACUACAAGGGUCACAUGUACUUCGCCAAGCCGGAUCGCUUGAAUUUUCAUGAGCUGAUUGCCCAGUCCAAGGAGGCCUUCGAUGAUCUGUUGCUCCACGAACCGCGAUCCCUGAAAAAGCAAGCCAUCAAACAGCGCUCGAAGUACACGGCCAAUACCAACGUUAAACUGCAGAUGAAAGUGUCGCCACCGCAACUGGCAAUGCCACCAAAGAAGCCAUCAAUUAUCCGAAAGGCCGGUCUGCCCAAGAAGCAAUCGAGGCCAAAAAUACGGAGUCGCAAGAAGAGCUCCACCACCAUUUUCCAGCUGGCGGAUGCAGGGCGGCGCAGUCUCAACGGCGUCAUCAUCGACGAAACCCACUUGCCCCAGGAUGGCGAGCAACGGGAGAUCCUGUUGCACGUGCCGCCCUCGCUGGUCAAGCGAUCACGAAGGCGUCUACGACCUGUCCCGACCAAGGAGACAGCGGACAAAGCGGCCAAGGACACCGAUCCAGGCAAGACAGAGCCACAAAAGGAUGGCGGCAAAAUCGCCGAGGAGAAGGUGCUGCAAGUGCAGAAGCGGCAGCCGGAGAAGAAACGCUGCCAGGAGCAGAAGCAGAAGCCACGGCCAGUGAGGAAACUGCAGGAAAACCAACAGAAAGAGCUCCUUCGCCACCGAGCGGGGUCACCUUCCGGCCACCGAGCGGGGUCACCUUCCGGCCACCGAGCGGGGUCACCUGCUCGCCACCAAGCGGGGUUACCUUCCGGCCACCGAGCGGGGUCACCUGCUCACCACCAAGCGGGGUCACCUUCUCGCCAACGAGCGGGGUCACCUGCUCGCCUCCGAUCGGGGUCACCUUCAGUGCCACAAACCCGACGCUCUCCCUCACCAGUGCGUUCCCAAAAAGUGUCUCCCGUCCAGAAAACGAUGCAAUCACUUCGCGCAAAAAGAUCCCUCAAGACCGUGAAUGUGAAGAGUCAACUGUGGCAUCAACGCAUCAGAGCGGGAGCCACCAAAGUGGCAACUGCCAAGCCUGCGGAAAAGGCGGAGAAAGUAGAGAAAAACAAAUCCAGAUCGAAGCUGAGGACACUCAGGAAAAGUCCGCAAAGAAGCUACGAAAAGCCGUGGAUAGUUAAACGCUCUAAUAAAAAGGCACGCUUGCUGGGAGGAUCGCAGUUGAAACUAAAGAAAACUCCACAGCGAACGAACAAUAUCGAAGCGAAAAGAAAGGAAAAGUCGGGUAAGGAAGCAAAAGUGGAGCAAUCAGCAGCAAGGAGCAGCAAGGUGGACACAGCGAGAAACUUUGGCCAACUGAAAGCCAAAAGAUCAUCGCAUGUGGGUCGCCAGAUGCGCAAGGUGAACUUCCCGUGGUACACGCCGUAUCAGUUUCAAGGAGCCGCCGGAGCAACGCAAAUACCAAAUGCCGGAGUCGGCAUACCGCCGUGCCAGCUGCUAAAGGAAAAGAGCCGCAAACUGAUCCAAAGACUGGCGGUCACCCAGCCAGUUUCGCCAAUGAAACGGCCCAACUUGACCAGUCGCCAGCGGCACAAUCUCCGCCUGCAGGAGCGCCUGAUCAGAGAUCUGCAGCGGGAGGAGGCCAUCGAUGAUCCACUGAGCCACGGAUCGGGCGUGUUUCGUCGAGCCCGCGGUGGAUGGCAGCCAAGUCAGCAACCCAAGAAGGAGCAGGAUCAGCAGAAUCAGCAGCAUCAGCAGGUUCAGCAGCAUCAGCAGCAUCAGCAGGUUCAGCAGGAUCAACAGGAUCAGCAGGAUCUUCGUUCUGUGGAGCGCGUGAGCUCGCGAAUCAAGCGUUUGCCAAAGGGCAGACGCUAUCGCCAGCCCAUCGCCACCAGCGAGCGGAUCAUGAUCCCAAACAUCCCACCACCGCCACCCAAGUUGAAUAGUAAUAUUAACAAUAAUAAUGAUGGUAAUCCCAAUCGAUCGAAGUCUCCAAGUCGUGGCAACGCGAUGCCGCGGGUGCGUCGACGAUGCCGAUCCGUGCCGGUGGACAGCAGUCUGGGCAGCAUCGCCCUGAUGGGUCAGCCGGUGCCAUCGAAGCAAACUCUGACCCCGGCCAAGCGUCAUCUGACCAUUGCAUUCAUGAACAAGCGAUCCGAGCGAGCCAAUGCAGCCAUUCAGCCCUGGAAGUAGCCUAUAUAACCUAUAUUCUAUAUAGCUGGCUUAGCUAUUGAUUCUGUUUAUUGAUUGGCGCUAAUAAAUUAUCAAGUUGGAAUGCCCAUUGACUGGCGUUGUUCCCAUGUUGAAUAUGCUUUAUAAA